Cherax quadricarinatus is the source of this 2038-nucleotide messenger RNA. Its product is annotated as monocarboxylate transporter 2. The record is from RefSeq and is a predicted model, not a curated record. Lineage: Eukaryota; Metazoa; Arthropoda; Malacostraca; Decapoda; Parastacidae. Gene Ontology annotation, cellular component: membrane. Gene Ontology annotation, biological process: transmembrane transport. Gene Ontology annotation, molecular function: monocarboxylic acid transmembrane transporter activity.
UAGAGACAGGAGCUACCGUGGCAGCUAAUUCUUUGGUUUUGUGGAAGCCACAAGAGCUGCUGUAGCAGUGAAGACUUGUGUUGUCCCACACAGUUCUGCAGUGGAAGCUGGAUCAGUUUUCCAGUCUUACAACACACAACACCUAAGGAACAUAAACAUCUUGAAGUUCAGAAGCCUUUACUGAUAUACUUCUCCUUGAUUCGGAACACUUUCAGUAUUAAAACUCACACGCAUAACAACAAUGUCCAAGUGCAGACUAACCGGCGAUACCAAGGUGGAAAAUAAUGGGUACUGUAAUAGAGCUUUUUAUGAGGAGGAAAUGAGUGAAAGUGUUCAGCGAGAUGAAGACACUUGCAUUGAGAUGGAAUAUCUGGAAGGAAAAGGCAUCACCUCGCCAGAAUUCGACGCUACUGUUUCUGAUUUUCGUAAUAGACCACAAUGCGAGAACACUGUCAUUUACACUGUCUGGAAUGGUGUCUACAAAGGAGAAUCAGAUGCUAAAAAGAGGGAAAAUGAAAAUCACAAGGAAAGUGUCAUUAAUGCAAAAGAAGAGGGCCAAAAGCAGCAUCAGAUUUCUCCGGAAACGGAUCAUCACCCAGGAGCCCCAAUUUCCGAGAAGCCUCCAGGUCCUCCGAGACCCGCAGCGUCGAACAUCGCGAAAUUCGACAGUGAAAAAGACAAUUGUACUAAUGGUGAAGAUAAAGAAGUGCCAGACGGAGGCUGGGGCUACGUGGUCACCGCUGGAUGUUUCAUCAAUAUGAAUAUUGCAAACAUCUAUGGUCCUUGUUUUGGCGUUCUCUUCUCCUCAUUUUUGCUGGACUUGGAAACAUCGUCAACCACAAUCACGUGGAUCUAUAAUAUACAAAGCUUCAUAUUUAGCUUGGCCGCUCUGUUCUUAGCACCGUUGGUGGAUCACUUCGGGUGGAGGCGGGUGGCAGUCACAGGCGGAGUCCUCUGUAGUGCUGGCUUGAUAACCUCUGCCUUCGCAACCUCAGCUUGGUUCCUCGUACUCUCAUAUUCUACAUUGGGAGCUAUUGGUAAUAGUGCGACAACUGUAAUACCUUACAUAGUCUUGCCAAAUUAUUUCAAACGGCGUCGUGGUCGAGCCAACGCCUUCAUGAUUGGGGGAAUUUGCACGGGGCAGAUGCUUGGGCCGCCCUUGGUUACGUACCUGCAGGAGAAGUAUGGGUUCAAGGGCGCCACUCUCAUCAUUGCCGCUAUCAUGCUGAAUGCCUGUGCAGCCUCCGCCGUGUUCCAUCCAGUAGAGUGGCACACCGAGAACCCUGGUAAACUUAGUAAGUUUAGUAAUAAGAGGUCAUCAAGCCGUAACCAAGAGUUUGGUGUCAGUGUGACUCUUGUAAAUAUAAUCUAUUCUACUGGUAGAAAUUUCAAGAUUCUCCAAUCAAUGAGAACUGUUAUCUUCGCCGUAGGAAACUGCUUUCUCCUUAGCAGUUACCUAAACUUCUUCAUGCUGAUUCCGUUCGUGAUGGAGGCUGGAGGGUUCACGCAGGAGGAAGCAUCCUGGUGUAUGUCUGUGUCUGCAUUGUCCAACCUGGCGACGCGUCUGCUUGUGUCCUCUCUGGCGGACUGGUCCUGGUUCAGCAUGCGUGGCUGCUUCAUGACCGGCAUCUUUGUCGUUGCCGUCUCCACCGCCGCGUUCAGCAUGGUGCUGGGCGUGUGGAUGGCGUGCCUGGUACUGGCGGUGUGGGGGUGUGGUGUAGGCGCAUUCUGGGGCGUGAUAAAUAUGCUGACGGUGGACUAUGUGGGUCUCGACAACCUCCUGCUGUUCUCGUCUGUGUCCAGCCUCAUCAACUGCGUCUGGUUGCUGGUGUUUAGUCCUCUCUUCGGUCUGAUUCUAGACAAGAGUGGCAGCUACACUGUGAGUCUCAGUGUUCUGGGAGCCGUGAUGGGUCUCACCUUCGUCUGCUGGCUCUUCAUGCCUGCUGCAGUUGCUUACGACAUGCGCAAGGAGGUUGAGCAGCAGCAACAGCUUCAGCAAACAGCAGUGGAAUUAGAGCCAGUAGCAGUAGAAUGACAA